AUGGUGAAAAGUAAAAAAGACUUUCAAAAGGUUCGAGUUAAAGUUGGACGGAAAUUAAAAUGCCGAAACGAGACAGUAAUCAAUUUGCAGAAGAAGAGAAUAAUCCUUCCUAAAGAACGUGAAAUUUGCAAGAUACAAGGGGAUGAAACUAGUGUUCGAAUCUUUGAAAGUUCUAUUCAUUCACUAAAUAUUGAGGAUAGUGCUCUUCGCCAGUCCGCUUUACGUGCUCUCAAUCGUCUCUUGGAUCCACUGGCAAAAGGAAUAACCACAAUUCCAUUUUUAGAUAAAAACGUUUUAUCUCUAUCCAGCAACUUUAUAUCAAAAGUAGUCGAUGAACAUCAGAAACUGUUGGGUUCUUCUGUAAAUACAGGGUGUGAUAUUCAAAUAGGAAACUUAAUAUUCGUACUUGGGCGAUUUUGUAGACGAGUUGAUGACCCUCGCUUCUGCGAUGAGAUUUGUCAGCUGUUCGUUAAGAUUGUACAAAUAGCGUAUACUCACCCAAAGAUAUCAGAUAUAAUAUUCGAAUUGGAUCAGGUUGUUCUUAAUCUGUUACACAGAAGUGAACUAGUUUGGAAAUUUCUCGGAUGCCACCUCUCUGCUUAUACAUUUGGUCUACAUUGUAGGUUAACAACGACUAUGAGCAUAUUGUAUCAACCAUCCAACCGAACAAAAUCAGUUUAUUCAGGAGUUUUUGAUUCACUUCAACAAUCAAUACGUUUUCGAGCUUAUUCUAAUCUUAUGAUUCAAUGCUAUAAUAAUUUAAGACAAAAUCGCACUUUCAAAACUUUGUCGAAGUAUCGUGCAUAUUUGGUUCGAACUACCAUGGUUUAUUUGAAAGAUAAUCAAUAUACGAUGUCUCUGAGUUAUUCUCAAAGUCAUCAUCCUUGGUUGUACUCUUUACCGUAUUUUUCAAACGAAUAUCUUCAACUGUAUAUCCCUUCGAAAGGAUAUUAUCUCAAGGAAUUGAUUGAUUUCCAUCCUACAUCGCGUACUUUUGAUUCUGGUUUAUUCAGUGUUGUCAAACACUCUCUAAUAUUCCCUUCCUCAAUUAAAAACAUUGUCGUGAAUAAUAAAAAUUAUCAGCAUAAACGGAGUGAGAAGAAUCAAAGGAAUUUUACAAGCAGAGAGAUUUCUGACAGUUCUUCGAUUGCUUAUACUCCAACCUGGUGUCAAGAGGACUACGAUGACCAGGUUAUGAUACAUGGCUUGAUUGGUGAAGGCUUGAUUCUAUUGGAUGAACUAAAUGAAAAUCCGAAUGAGGAAGUAUUAAGCAGCCUGUACUAUCUUCUUCGUGCUUUGCGUGUUGUCUUCGAAACAAAACAAGUUAGUUUUUUCACUUAUCAUUCUAGUGUGAAACGUGAUUAUUCCGGUUGGAGAUUGGAUGUAAAUGAAAUUUCACCAGAUUUAUCCACAUCAUUGGAGCGUUUUUUGGCCAAAUUUUAUUCAAUCUACCCAUUACAAUUAUCUCCUGAUUCUUCAUUACUUAUGUACAUAAAGUGUAAUAAACAAAAGUCACAAAAAAUUAAAAAUAAUCAAAUUGGAAGUGCUGCAUUUCUUUUAAACUCAUCCAAUGGACAAAAAUCAGUUAAUUUAACUAGAAAACAAUUUAAGCAAGAACGUAAACGUAGAAAUAAACAAUUGAAACGUCAGUUGAAAAAUGCUAUUAUUUCUGGUGUUACUGAUGAUAAUAACAAUAAUAAUAAUACUGACAACGUUGAUGAUCAUAGUGAUUCAACUGUUGUCGACUAUGAUCAUUCAACUUCAACAACUAAUUCCAAUGAUUAUUCUACAAAUAAUACGUUCAAUUCUAUCCGAAGAAUUAAUAAUCCCUCUACAAAGGGUAACCUGAAUAAUCAAAUAUUGUUUUGGAUUCAACUAAUCAAUCAAUCAGCUUUUGAACUAUUUACUUACAUUGAAUAUUAUUCAUUUAGAUGCUCAACAGCAAAUCAUCACUCUCCAUUUCUAUGGCCACCACCAGAGAAUACUCAAGAGCGUUUAAUCAGGUUGUGGUUUAACCAGUUAUCAUGUUUUGAUCUAUCUAACGCGACAACAGAGUUUUACUAUGAAACCAGCUGUUGGUUACGUUCAUUUGAUUUGUAUUUGCUGUCACCUUACCGUUUUAAAUGGAAUGUAGAUAUAUCAACGCGAUUGUUUGUUUCACCAGUGAUAGUUUUCUUGGGGCAACUUUUCCAUCUAUUCGCUAUUAAUAAUUCUGUUAAUGGUGAUAAAUCCCUUAGUAAAAGAGAACAUUAUUUAACUGGUCGUUGUGCUGGUCUAUUAACUACUGUCUUAACAAGAGAAUUACUUCGUCUUAAUGAACAAAAACCUGAAUCAGAGAAAAAUUUAAAUGAUGAUGAUGAUGAUGAUGUGUCGGUUGGUAUGGAUGUUGAAUUCAAUUCUCAUGGAGUGGAAUACAAUGAAAUGUGGUUAUGGAACAAAUUACGUAAUAAUCUGUCAGAUGAAAGAAUUAAAUCUCUGCAUGGAUCAAUAUUUCCCACUUUCAUAAAUUAUUUAGUUCAAUUUUCAUUGAAUCAAUCUCCACGUAUUUGUUAUGCUCCCCCAUUAACUGAAGAAACAGUAAAUAUUAUACGAAAUCAAUAUCCUAGUUGUAAUAUUUCCAUUGGUAAUCUUAAACAAAUACAAAUUGUAGAUAGUACUUGGACAGCUUGUCUUCUUCAACUCUAUCAUGUCAAAUAUUCACUUGCUGUAAAAUAUGUUCGUGAGAAUAAAGAAUUAUGUACAAAAUUACAUCUCACUGAAACAUACUUGGAUAAUUUCACUAUGUUGAGUGUUUUAAAUGAAAAACUAAACGUUCAAUAUGAUACACAACUUUUGAAAGAUCAAACUGGUUGGCUUGUUCCUGGAUUUCUACCAAGAAUCACAGAUGGUCGGUAUACAUGCCCAGUUUUUUGGCGUCCAUUAAAAGAUAAUCGGAACAAAAUAUUGCCUUUAUUGUGA
Schistosoma intercalatum is the source of this 2958-nucleotide messenger RNA. The record is from the annotation of a GenBank genome assembly. Lineage: Eukaryota; Metazoa; Platyhelminthes; Trematoda; Strigeidida; Schistosomatidae.